Oncorhynchus mykiss (rainbow trout) is the source of this 2359-nucleotide messenger RNA. The record is from RefSeq and is a predicted model, not a curated record. Lineage: Eukaryota; Metazoa; Chordata; Actinopteri; Salmoniformes; Salmonidae.
CUGCUGGGUGAGGGAGAGUAUGAGUUGUCUGUAGAGAGAGACCCAAAUAACGAUGAUGAUGUCAUCACUGUGGACCAGGACACAGGGACCGUCACCGCCCGAGGGCUAGGCAGCACCACGCUGUCCAUCACACACCCCAGUGUCCUUCCACCAUGGGACUACCUUACCUAACCACUUUAAAGUUAUUCCUGUAGUUUAGCAUUGAUGUCGUCCUGUAAGGUGUGGUUUCUGGGGUUGUGGGUAGUGUAGUACUACAGGUGUGGUUUUCCUCAGCAUUCCCUGUACCCAGGCCUACCAGAAAACUCUGCUUCCCACCUGCCUCGCUGUUCUGUGUUUGUGGUGGAGCCAAGUUACCUGAGUGAGUGAGCCCAGCUAUCAACAUGUCUGUUGUCGUACUAUGGCAAGCCAUGACUGUGUGUGUGUGUGUGUGUGUGGUGUGUGUGUGUGUGUAGCGCUAGGUGUGGAGGAGGAGGACAGGUGGGUGUUGGAGAGUGGUCGUCAGUACCAGGUGACUGUACGAGUUCACGACCAGGAGGGUCACACAGCACACCUGGCACAGAAUGUGGUGAUGACCGUGGACUUCUCUGAUUGGCUGUUCUAUGUCCUGGAGACUUCCUCUAACAGUUCCUACCAUGUACUGGAAACACAAGGGGCUGGGCACACUACUAUACGAGCUGCACUGUUCACUGUGCUCACUGAGGAUGGCCGAGCGUUGCCCCUGAUACCACCAAUCAGAGCAGAGCAAGAAGUCGAGAUCUACGAGCCCCUCACCCUGCAGCCCCGCCUACUAGUGUUUCCUUGGCAACCUGAGGGACAGCUCUAUCAGCACCACUUGCAGGUAGAGGGUGGAAGUGGUGCUGUGAGCUGGUCGGUGAGUGACAGUGAUGUUGCCGUGGUGACAAUAAAAGGGGAAGUCAUGGCGGGAAAGAGAAGGGGCCAAGUGGAUAUCCAGGCAUCAGACACACGCAACCCUCUACACACCGCUACUGGACAGGUGUACGUGUUGAGGCCAGCUGGUGUGGAUGUCCUGGCUCAGAGAGCUGACUGUAGGGUGGGAGAGACCAUCACCCUUCCACUGGCUGUCUGGGGGGUCCAGGAGGAGACGCAGGCCCAGGACCCUCCCCAGGGAAGCUCUGGCCCCCAGACCCUGCUGGAGGUGACAGACUGCUCUCUCAUCAACCUCCACGUCACCACGUCACCACAGGGGGUAUUCACCCCUCUACCAGGUUCUGUGGGUCCAGGCUCAGGGUUCUGUGGAGGACUCCAGCUGGAAGCAGUGGGACCAGGCCACACCCUCAUCACUAUCACCUUGGAAAUGGAACACUACAACAUCACUUCCAUGGCAACGCUGGCCGCCCACAGUCCCCUCAAGGUGCACACUGAGACUGAGAGAGACUGGGGGGGUUUAAUUGACUUAUUUUCCCCAGGUUGGAGGAGAGUGGUUUCUAAUGAUGCCAUUGGAGGGUUGAGCACCACACUGCUCCCAUCUGGAUACACUCUGACACAUGUACUUCUAGUUCAUACCUCCUUUUACCAUCCCGGGGUUUAAGGUAUUACCGAUGCGCGCCCGGGGGGGGGGGGUUAUGUAUGGCCUUCCUUGCGCUUACAAUGCACCACUGCCGGUUCAUGUGUUGCGCUUACAAUGCUACCUGUCUUAUGUCAGUGCCACUAUUGUGGCAGCAUUUACCUUCUCUAGGCCUACUUGUUAUUGACAUUAGGGUUUUUAUGUUCUCGUCAACACAAUGCAACACAGCAAUCUCACCUCAGUGAGGCACAUUCGUUCUAUUCUAAUUAUUCAGUUAUAUGGCUCACUUUCCCAUCAACUACAACCAUGCCUGUUGCUUGUAGCCUACCAUUUAAGCCAGGUGGACAUUGCACAACUUUCAAAAUCCUAACAUCGCUGAGCCUCUAUUAUUAAACGACUGUCUAUCCAGUCGGAUAAACACUCCAAACAGCCUCUCCGAAGGAUCGGUGGUGUCUGCAUGGUCCUAAAGCACACCAGGCCUAAUUUUGCAUCACAUUCCAAUGAUAAUACUGCCAUUGACAAAAAUUCAUUUUUUUCCCCAGUGAAAGUUGCGCACCUGCCCCACAUAUACAAUUAUCUGUAAGGUCCCUCAGUCAAGGAGUGAAUUUUAAGCACAGAUUCAACCACAAAGACCAGAUAAGUUUUCCAAUGCCUUGCAAAGAAGCACACCGAUUUGGUAAAAAUAAAAAAGCAGACCCUGAAUAUCCCUUUGCGCAUUGGUGAAGCUGUUAAUUAGGUUUUGGAUGGUGUAUCAAUAAACCCAGUCACUACAAAGAUACAGGCGUCCUUCCUGACUCAGUUGCCGAAGAGGAAGGAAACCGCUCAGGGAUUUUA